UGAAUAAAGAGAAUAUAUUGUUUUUGAGGGAAUGUUUAUAGUUUGAAGUUUUAACUUUUCAUUAGCAAGUGGGAAGAUUAUUGCAUUAAGAAAAGCUAGUUGUCCAGAUGAGGAAUAACUAAAAUGGCAUCCUUUGUAAGAUUGUAGAAUAUUUCAUUACAAGUGGGAUUUUAUUAAUUAUUUGGAUCUCUCCAUUAUGAGGGGAUGAGUAAGAAAGAGAGAGAGAGGGACAUAUUAAGCAAUGGGGAAGAAGGAAGAAACAAAGAGAAGAAUAGUAUUAGUCCCAGUUCCAGCGCAAGGGCAUGUAACUCCAAUGAUGCAACUCGGAGAAGCUCUUAACUUAAAGGGUUUUUCAAUUACAGUUGUUCAUGUGCAAGUCAAUGUAGUAAGCUCUUUGCAACACUUUUCUGGUUUUCAAUUUGUCACCUUGCCAAAUUCAAUGAGUGAAGUUGUGGGACUCGGUCAAAUUGAGUUUUUGUUAAUGCUCAACAAAACGAGUGAGGCAAGCUUUAGAGACUGUAUAAUUCAGUUAUUGCUGCAAGGCAAUGAUAUUGCGUGUAUCAUCUACGACGAGUUCAUGUACUUCUGUGUUAUCUUCAGCACUCAAAGUGCUACAAAUCAUGUUGCACGCUGUCUUGUUAGCAAACUCGAUUCAGAAAAGUUGUUGAUCGACAUGGAAGAUCAUGAAAUGCAAGAAAAGGUGGUGGAGAAUUUGCGUCCGUUAAGAUACAAAGACCUACUACCUUCAGGACUUGGGCCAGUGAAGCCAGUUUUGAAGAUUCGUCAAGAAGUAGUCAACAAAAGAACAGCUUCGGCUGUUAUCUUCAAUACAACGAGUUGUCUAGAGAGCUUGUCUGUUUCAUGGCUGAAACAAGAACUUGAAACUGAAGUGUACGCAUUAGGCCCUCUACACGUUGCAGCUUCACCACCUUCUAGUUUACAGGAAGAGGACAAGAGCUGCAUUGAAUGGUUAAACAAGCAGAAACCGAGGUCAGUGAUAUACGUAAGCAUGGGAACCGUGGCUAAAAUUGAUACCAAGGAAGUUUUGGAGAUGGCUUGGGGACUGUGUAAUAGCAACCAACCAUUUUUAUGGGUCAUUAGACCAGGAUCAGACGGGAUAGAGACAUUGCCAAAUGAAGUCAGUACAAUGGUCUUAGAAAGAGGAUACAUUGUGAAACGUGCACCGCAGAUAGAAGUACUAGGACAUCCUGCAGUGGGAGGCUUCUGGAGCCACUGUGGAUGGAACUCAACACUAGAGAGUAUUGCCGAAGGAGUUCCACUGAUUUGUAGGCCUUUUCAAAGCGAGCAGAAAAUAAACGCAGCUUACUUAGUGAGUGUUUGGGGAAUAGGGAUUCAGGUGGAAGGUGAAGUGGAAAGAGGAAAUGUCGAGAGAACUGUGAAGAGGUUGAUUGUUGAUGAAGAAGGUGUAGGGAUGAGGGAGAGAGCACUUGUUUUGAAAGAAGAGGUCAUAGCCUCUCUGAGAAGUGGAGGCUCCUCUUACCAUGCAUUGGAUGAACUCGUCAAUUACUUGAAGACAAAGUAGAGAUGCUAUUUUCCAUGUAUUACUAAAGACCAUUAUCAUAUUGAGUUAUGUGGAUCAAACUUGAUCUUGCAAAUCUGCAGAGUUCACGGUUUUUUUAAGAGUCAAA
This is a messenger RNA of Raphanus sativus (radish), 1649 nucleotides long. Its product is annotated as UDP-glycosyltransferase 76E5-like. Lineage: Eukaryota; Viridiplantae; Streptophyta; Magnoliopsida; Brassicales; Brassicaceae. Gene Ontology annotation, molecular function: UDP-glycosyltransferase activity. The coding region runs from base 242 to 1543 and encodes 433 amino acids. The transcript is spliced from 2 exons. The record is from RefSeq and is a predicted model, not a curated record.